Messenger RNA from Durusdinium trenchii, 1189 nucleotides. NCBI's taxonomy places the organism in Eukaryota, Dinophyceae, Suessiales, Symbiodiniaceae. The record is from the annotation of a GenBank genome assembly.
UAGGGUACUGUUUUUGACAGCAAAGAUAUAUGUUGGUCGCCAUAUGUUGCAUGAUCAGCUUCAGGUCUUCCGUGCAUCUCCUCCCUCAAGGUCACUUUGCAACUCUUGGACCUUGCGAAGGACUGCGCCCCUGUGUCCUUGGGUCCUUUGAAGGUCUGGACUGGCGGAGACCAGUCCAACCACCAGGAGCUGAAGAUCCAGCGUUUGUGGCUGCAACCGGGCUCCGAGUCUCCUGAGGUCCUCCAAAGAGCAGAGGAAUUGCAGUUAGGUCUGAUCCAUUCGGGGCCAUGCUUGCUGGUGGAGUUGGGCUUUGAUCCUCAGUGGAUCCCACCACAGGCCUCUGCAUCGGGUGAAGCCGCCGAGGGCGCUGUGCGCUGGCGGCUGUGCGGUGCCUCGCAGGUCUUCACGGUGACGCUUGCAGCGCCCAAGACGCGUAACGCCCUGAGCCGCCCGGUUCUUUCCGCACUCAAAGAACUCUUGCAGACCUUGCCCAGCAGCACCAGAGUGCUCCUCUUGGAGUCCCAGGGCUCCGUCUUCAGCUCCGGGCACCGCUUCGGCGACUUCGCCGCGGAGCUGGGCGCCGCGGAGCACCGCCGCACGCUGCAGCUCUGUUCCGAGGUGAACAUGCUGCUGAGGGAGGUUGCACCACCCAGCAUUGCCGUAGUGCAGGGACUGGCCACCGCUGCCGGGUGUCAACUCGCAUGCUCCUGCGAUUUGGUUCUCGCAGCGGACACCGCUGCCUUCCAGCUGCCAGGAGCGGCCAAUGGUGGCUUCUGUCACACCCCGGCGGUGGCCGUCGCCCAGCGCACCUCGGCGUCAGCGGUGGCGGAGAUGGCCUUCCUGGCCGAGAAGAUCCCUGCAGAGCGCGCGGAGCGUUUAGGCUUGGUGAACCGUGUGAUUCCCCGAGCCAAGCUCUACAGUGAGGCGCGCAAGGUGGCGGAGAAGAUCGCGAAAGCAGACCCAGCGCAGAUCCAACGAGGCAAACAGGUCCUCUACCAGCAGAUGUUGAAGCCCACACUGGCCGAGAAGUACGCUUGCGCAGAGCCUGCCAUGCUGGAGAUGUUCUCCACACCUGCAAGUCAGGAGACCGAUGGUGAAGAAGUUCCAACGCUGAGGUUUGCUCGACGACUCGACGCCCGCCCAUUCUGACGGCAUCCAACAAAAAGAGAGCGCUUGGCAAGGGUGUGAG